GGCCGCCGCCAUCUCCGGGUACCGCCGCCCCGAGCGCGGCCGGGCCGGGCAGCCGGGCCCGCCGUGGGGCCAUGAGGAGCCGCAGCAACUCGGGGGUGCGCCUGGACGGCUACGCCCGCCUGGUCCAGCGGACCAUCCUCUGCCACCAGAACCCAGUGACGGGGCUGCUCUCAGCCGGGGCCGACCAUAAGGAUGCCUGGGUACGGGACAACAUCUACAGCAUCCUGGCCGUGUGGGGGCUGGGGAUGGCGUAUCGGAAGAACGCCGACCGCGAUGAGGACAAAGCCAAAGCCUACGAGCUCGAGCAGAAUGUUGUGAAGCUGAUGCGGGGACUCUUGCAGUGCAUGAUGAGACAGGUAGAUAAAGUAGAGAAGUUCAAACGCACUCAGAGUACCAAGGACUGCCUCCAUGCCAAGUAUAACUCUGCAACUUGUGCCACGGUGGUUGGGGACGACCAGUGGGGGCACCUACAAGUGGAUGCAACUUCCCUCUACCUGCUCUUCUUGGCACAGAUGACUGCAUCAGGGCUACGUAUUAUCUUCACCCUUGAUGAAGUUACCUUUAUCCAGAAUCUUGUUUUUUACAUAGAAGCUGCCUACAAAGUUGCUGAUUAUGGGAUUUGGGAACGUGGUGAUAAGACAAACCAAGGAAUCCCUGAACUGAACGCGAGCUCCGUAGGGAUGGCCAAAGCCGCUUUGGAAGCAAUUGAUGAACUAGAUCUUUUUGGAGCUCAUGGAGGACACAAAUCAGUGAUUCAUGUUCUUCCUGAUGAAGUAGAACACUGUCAGUCUAUUCUGUACUCCAUGUUGCCAAGGGCAUCCACGUCAAAGGAGAUAGAUGCUGGCCUUCUGUCUAUUAUUUCUUACCCAGCUUUUGCAGUGGAGGAUGUAAACCUUGUUAAUGUAACCAAGAGUGAAAUAAUAUCCAAAUUGCAGGGCCGCUACGGCUGCUGUCGCUUUCUCCGAGAUGGUUACAAGACACCCAGAGAGGAUCCAAGCAGGCUGCACUAUGAUCCUGCUGAGCUCAAGCUCUUCGAGAAUAUUGAAUGUGAGUGGCCAGUAUUCUGGACAUACUUCCUAAUUGAUGGAAUAUUUAAUGAGGACAAAAUCCAGGUACAAGAGUACAGAGAGGCUCUGGAAGGAAUACUUAUUCGAGAGAAGAAUGGAUUAGUGCUAAUGCCUGAACUUUAUGCAGUCCCUCCAGAAAAGGUGGAUGAGGAGUAUGAAAAUCCUCACUCGGUGGAUCGUGUCCCAGUGGGAAAGUUGCCCCAUCUUUGGGGCCAAUCAUUGUAUGUCCUGAGCUGCCUGUUAGCAGAGGGAUUUCUUGCUGCGGGUGAAAUUGAUCCCUUAAACAGGAGAUUUUCCACGGGAUUUAAACCUGAUGUUGUGGUACAAGUAACUGUUUUGGCAGAAUCUAAUCAAAUUAAGAAUCUGUUGCAAGACCGUGGAAUCAACGUUCAGAGCAUUGCUGAUAUCCAUCCACUCAGGGUGCAGCCAGCUCGCAUCCUCAGCAACCUCUACACCAUGCUGGGCCGGAACAAGAACAUGAAAUUAAGUGGCCGACCACACCGACACAUAGGAGUGUUGGGCACCUCCAAGCUCUACGUGAUAAGAAAUCAAAUAUUUGCUUUUACCCCUCAGUUCACUGACCAGCAUCACUUCUAUCUGGCUCUAGACAAUCAGAUGAUUGUGGAGAUGCUUAAGACAGAGCUGGCUUACCUCACUUCUUGUUGGAGGAUGACAGGGAGACCAACCUUGACGUUUCCCAUCACCCACACAAUGCUUGUUGAUGAUGGUACUGACAUUCAUCCAGCAGUUCUUGCCACAAUAAGAAAAUUAGAAGAUGGUUAUUUUGGAGGUGCAAGGGUGAAGAUAGGCAAGCUAUCAGAAUUUCUUACCACCUCUUUUCAUACAUAUCUGAGCUUUCUGGAUCCAGAUUGUGACCUAAAACUGUUUGAUGACCAUAAUGACAACUGUAACAGUCCUGACAGUGAAUAUGGAGACUACCCAGCAGAUUUCUGUGAGAAAGAUAGCCAGGAUGAGCUGGAUCAGUAUAUAAAUGAUGUCCUGCAGAGCACAGCCCUAAAGUCAUAUCUGCCUCCAACUUCAAAGACAACGAGUGAACCACCUGUGUUCAGUGCAAACCAUUCCACAGAAGAGAUACUGUCAAUAAUGGCCAAGACAAAGGGCUUGGAAGUUCCAGCUGUGUCUAUGUCUCUUCCCACUAAAGUUCUGAACACACACCGAAAGUCUCUGAAUCUUGUUGAUAAUCCUCAUUUCUUUGGGACAAAGGACCAUGAAAAUGUUUCGCACUUACCUAAAGAUGCUCAUGGUGAUUUGGAUUGCAGGAAGCUUGUUAAUCAGCUGAAGGAAUGUCCAACACUCCAUGAUCAAGCAGAUAUCUUGUAUAUCUUGCAUAUCCUCAAAGGUGCUGACUGGGACACAGAGCUGGAUGGACAGUAUGGUGUCACUGUUCACUGCCUCCUCAACGAGCUCUACAGAAAGGCAGGCCUCAAUCAGGAGUGGGGCUUAAUCCGUUACAUUUCUGGCAUACUCAAAAAGAGAGUUGAAGUCCUGGCUGAGGCAUGCACAGACCUUCUGUCACACCACAAGCAACUUACAGUGGGCCUGCCACCAGAACCCCGUGAGAAAAUCAUUACCACCCCACUGCCACCCGAGGAGCUCACAGAUCUCAUUUACGAAGCCAGUGGCCAAGACAUCAGUAUUGCAGUCCUGACACAGGAGAUAAUCAUGUACUUGGCGAUGUAUGUCCGCUCACAGCCCAGUCUUUUUGUGGAGAUGCUCCGGCUCCGCAUCGGUCUGAUAAUCCAGGUGAUGGCCACUGAGCUGGCACGAAGUCUGAAAUGCUCAGGUGAAGAAGCUUCAGAGAGCUUGAUGAAUCUAAGCCCCUUUGAUAUGAAAAGUCUUCUACAUCAUAUUCUCAGUGGGAAAGAGUUUGGAGUGGAAAGAAGCUUGCGACCUGUGGAUUCUUCUUCAUCCAGCCCUGCAAUUUCUAUUCAUGAGAUGGGGCAUUCUGGAGCAACCAAAACAGAAAGAAGUGGUAUUACUAAAUUGAAGAGUGAGAUGAAGCAGUUCUUUCAUGAGGGGCACUCCAUGUCCAGCAGCAUGUUUGCUUCCACGAGGAGCAGUACUCCAUCCUCUCCCACCAGUGCUUCUCCCACUGGCUCCAGCGGAGACAUGAGCUGGGGUGACAGAAAAGGGCAGUGGCUGCGCAGGAGGAGGCUGGAUGGUGCUAUUAACAGAGUUCCUGUUGGCUUUUAUGAGAAAGUGUGGAAAAUCCUGCAGAAGUGCCAUGGUCUGUCCAUUGAUGGGUAUGUCCUUCCUUCUUCAACCACCAGAGAGAUGACCCCGUGCGAAAUCAAGUUUGCAGUGCACGUGGAGUCGGUGCUGAACCACGUCCCCCAGCCCGAGUACAGGCAGCUCCUGGUGGAAGCUAUUCUUGUCCUGACGUUCCUCUCGGACAUCGAGGUGAACAGCAUCGGGGGCAUCAUCCACGUGGACAGAAUCGUGCACAUGGCCAAUGACCUGUUUCUGCAGGAGCUGAAAUCAUUUGGAGCUACUGGUAGUAUCUUGGAGAAAGACACAGCCACAGGAAUUUGCCACUUUUUUUAUGACAGUGCUCCCAGCGGAGCCUAUGGCACCAUGACUUACCUAACAAAAGCCAUAAUUAUUUAUUUACAUGAUUUCCUGCCCAGCACAGGCUGUGCAAUGCAGUAAGUGAUGCCUCACAUGGGAGGAAAGGCUCAGAGGCUCUUCCUCCCCAGUUCCCUGUCACAAACCCCUUGGCUGCUGUCUGUGUGUGUGCCAUGCACUCACUCAGCAUUUGGCACUGCUGGGGAUGCUCUGUGCACACCUACUGCUGGGCACAGGGAGCUGGAAUUUGGCCUGGUUUUAGGAGAGAGUGUGAGAAAUAACAAAUAAUGAGGCUUAUUCUGCCCAAAGUGCAUAAAUGUAAUUCGUAUUAAAUUAGCAAGAAUUAUACAGUUCUGCCAAGAGGAAAACAGAUUACUCUGUGGAGAUCAAAAGGCAUAAUAAAACAAGGGAGCUGCAUCUCAGGCAUAGAGUCUCACAAAUAAGGGAAGUGAUGGAAUUCAUUAAUUUUUCUCCAGCUGUGUGUAAAUGUACAUUGUUGUGAAUCACUAAUGCACAGUGUGAAACAUCCAGGGAAAUGUAAAUUAGUGGAGUAAGAAUAACUUGAAAUAACGUGGUGAUAUUUCUAAUACACUUUUAUCCUGAUUCUCUUCUCAUUUGCACCUAGUCAGUGCAGGGCUAAUGCCAGUAGGGACAAACAUCCUACAAUAUCCACUAAUUUGGGAGGAUAGCCUCUGUCAGGAAGCUGCAUCUGUCUUUAAUCUGAAUAGCUCCCUUCCCUGCAUCCCCAGGACUUUGGAGGCAAAAUCUCAAGACUCCAGCUUCUCCAGUGUGACAGACAGUUUUAUGCCUGUAAUCCUUUCCUCUGAAUGGAGGAAGAUAAACCUCAUCCACUUGGGCACCCUUUCCAAGUCUCCUGAUCAUUUCCCUUGCAAACAGCCUCAGAGUUAAGAAUGGCAUAAUUGUGGCUUUUCCACUGUAGCAUGAGUUUAUGGAAGGCUUUGAUGUUUUUUUUUUCCUUUUCUUUUUAUUUCCUUUGCCAUUUUUUCUUCUUUUUAGUUUGAGGUCACACUGGUCUCAUGUAAUUAGGGGUUGGGCUGCCUGGAAGUCUCUCUGCAGACAGUUCCCAGGUUAAUGCUGGCAGUUGGAAGCUCUGAGGAGCUGCAGGGAGUAGGUGCAUCUGCAUGGAAAUUCCUCCAUGGCCAUUUAAACUGAAAACAGUUUGGUAGCCUCUGGAGAGGGAAACCCUGCCUUACCCCAGGCACUGGCUGUGGUUUUCCUUGUGCCUGUGCUGCUGGCUUUGCCACCAGCCACAUGUCAGCAUCUGGCUAACAGCUUAGGAAAGUGGCAGUAGCUGCAGCAUCCCAUGGCCACAGACAGGCUCCCUCAGUAGCACUGCUGCCAUGUGAGCAGAAAGGAUCAGAGCAAUUCUGUCUUGCCAGGUAGAAGUGAAAAGAGCAGACAGGCAUGUAAAAAUAAGAACUUUCUGAGCUAUAUAAGCCUGACAGCCUGCCUGCUGUCCCUCUGCACAGUCACUGCUGCUGUAGCAGUAUCUGGGAACUGGAUCAAGAGAGUGUAGGUGCAGGAGGCCUUAGUGUGAGGUGAUUUAAUGUUUUUUCAGAGACCAGAGGAGUUUAGUAGUCCAAGGACCAGGAGCCCUGUGUUAACCACCAUGGGAACCAUGGGCCUGUGCAGGGGCCAGUAUAAAGUGACAGUUCAGGUACAAUUAGCACUUGGGUGUGGAAGUUAUUUUAUUGGCGUGGUGCCUGUUUUGUAAGGGUUUGCCUUUGUUAUUAUUUGGUGUGGGUUUUUUAACUUUUCAUAUGUAUUGUGAGAGCUCAUUGGCUUGUUUCCCAGUAAAAGGAAGUAAAAUCCUUUGUCUAGUUUAAGCAGAUGUGACAGUGCAGAGUAUAAGCACAACAAGAGCAAGGUGAUAGUUUUUUUUCUACCUGGUAUCAUACAAAAAGUAGUAGCAGUUAUUUUUGCUUUUCUUCUUAUCCUAGGUUGAGAGAGAUGCAAAAUUAAUUUUUACUUAGACUUCUAAUUUUAUUUUUUUUUAAUCUACUGUGUGACUUUCUUGUUUUCAGAAACAAGAAGGCUGAUGUUGGUUUUCCAUGCAGCUGCUCUGAAGACUAAAGCAAUGAAAUGUAUGGGCUAACAUGCCUGGACACCCCUUAACACUUCCUUGUUUUUAAAUGGGAGUGUCAUUGGUGUCUUUACUGUCAAAUUCACAGUAUGACCUAGGUUAUGGUAUAUUCAUGAUGAUCACAAUGAAUUACCACGUGGAAUGCAGGCAGUUGGAAAGUAUUUAUGUGGUAAUUUGAAGAGUUUGGGUAUCUGGUAGUGAAGGGUGGUACUCAAACACAAGGCCAGUGGAAGGCAAACUUAUGUUACUUGCAGGGUCAGGCACAGCUGCGCCUUGCUGCUGUGUUACUGCU
This is a messenger RNA of Passer montanus (Eurasian tree sparrow), 6049 nucleotides long. It is a transcript of the gene PHKA2, whose product is annotated as phosphorylase kinase regulatory subunit alpha 2. NCBI's taxonomy places the organism in Eukaryota, Metazoa, Chordata, Aves, Passeriformes, Passeridae. Gene Ontology annotation, molecular function: calmodulin binding. Gene Ontology annotation, cellular component: phosphorylase kinase complex. The record is from RefSeq and is a predicted model, not a curated record. Bases 72 to 3737 code for a protein of 1221 amino acids. The transcript has 32 exons. Gene Ontology annotation, biological process: glycogen metabolic process.